AUGGAAGCUUUGCUAGGUCAACAACCAAUUAAAGAGAUGGAUACAACCACUUUGGAUUUGGAAGCUGUAUUCCUUUCGGGGAUGCUUGGAUUACAAGCAAACAAAUGUUUUGAAUGUGGCUGUGUCCUUGACCCGAGCGUCGGUCGGGAAUUCCUGUCCGACAACGGGCUGAGCAAACGUGCCUCGACCGGACAGACCGAUGUGAUGGACUCCACGACCACGACCACGACCACGACCAAUAGUAGCAAAUCACUCAAUCUAUUACCGGUCAAAUUUACCCGAUCCAAUUCGACCAAAGAACCGUCACAUCGUCGUUCGAGUCCAACACGUCUGCUGGCGGAUUCCCCGACACGGAUGCGAAUUUGUUACAUGACUGGGAAAUACUAUUGUGAUCGUUGUCACUGGAACGAUCACUGGUAUGUACCCGGAUCGAUUUUCCUAUUAAACGAUACUAGCAUGCACCCGGUAAGUGAUCCGACCCAAAAAUUGUUCCCUAGUUCGAACUUGGCUCGGAUUGUGAUUGCAUGA
Molecule: messenger RNA, 528 nt
Organism: Echinostoma caproni
Lineage: Eukaryota; Metazoa; Platyhelminthes; Trematoda; Plagiorchiida; Echinostomatidae
Source: the annotation of a GenBank genome assembly